AUGAGGGUCCACGACGACGAGGAUUCCAAGUACAGCGCGAUGGGGAAGUCAUCCAAGUUGGCUAUGAAGCGACCCAGCAUCGUCACGUUUCACGAAAGUUCCGGCAAAGUGCGGAAGACGAACGAGGAUAACAACGGGGCUGCAAGUGCGACGAAGAGCGGUAACAAGGCGAAUGCUGGUUUAUAUCAGCGGAGAAAAUCGCUGCCCGUCUAUAUGCUUCGUAAACGAUUGUUAGAAGAGAUACGCCGCCACAGUACUCUGAUCAUAAUAGGUGAGACCGGCAGUGGUAAAACCACGCAGAUCCCACAACUGUUGCUCCAUGCCGGAAUCACUGAAUCGUCCGGCUGCAUUGGCAUUACGCAACCACGUAGAAUUGCGGCGGUUAGUAUAGCGCGCCGGGUCGCCCAAGAACAAGGGGUGAAACCGGGAAAAUUAGUGGGCUACUGUGUUCGUUUCGAGGAUUGCACCUCUUCACAGACGAGGAUCAAAUAUUUGACGGACGGCAUGAUGGUGCGAGAGGCGAUGACCGAUGAGAUCCUGUCGGAUUACUCGGUGGUGAUACUCGACGAAGCUCAUGAGCGAUCCGUGCAGACCGACGUUUUGUUUGGUGUGGCGAGACGAGCACAAAAUCUGCGCAAGUUGAAGAAUCUGCCGCCUUUGAAACUUUUAAUUAUGUCAGCCACGAUGGAUCCCACUAAAUUCAGAGAGUAUUUCCAGGCCCCGGCGUUAUAUCUAGAAGGCCGUCAGCAUCCCGUGAGGAUUUUUCACGCGGUCACCUCGCAGCAAGAUUAUGUAUUCGCCGCGCUAGUUACGGCAUUUCAAAUUCACCGUGAGGCACCCGCAAAUGAAGAUAUUCUGAUCUUUUUGACUGGUCAAGAAGAAAUAGAAGCGGCUGCAGUGGCCGCCCGACUAAUAGCUAAACAACUGGAUGGGCAAGAAUAUCCGCCCUUGAAAGUCUUUCCCUUAUACGCGGCAUUGCCCACUCACCAACAGUUAGAAGCUUUCAAACCUUCGGCACCAGGAAUGCGGAAAUUAAUACUAUCGACAAACGUCGCCGAGACAUCCGUCACGAUUGGCGGAAUUCGCCACGUAAUCGAUAGCGGUGUUGUCAAAGUGAGGACACAUCAUCCAACGACAGGUUUGGAUAUAUUGAGGGUUGAGAAAAUCUCACAGGCUCAAGCUUGGCAAAGAGCGGGUAGAGCCGCUCGCGAAGCACCAGGCAGAUGUUAUAGAGCUUACACACAAGAGGAAUUUGAGAAGAUGAAGAACAUGCCGAUACCAGAAAUUCAAAGGUGUUCUCUCGCGGGAGUCGCUUUGCAACUGCUCGCUAUCGGCGUCGACAUUACCACUUUCGAUUUUAUGAAUAAACCGCCCAAAGAGAGUAUAGACGUGGCCGUGAACUGUUUGGAAAAGCUAGGUGCAGUUAAAGGAUCUCCACCGCAGCUGACUACGCUCGGUCGAACGAUGUCACUGUUCCCGUUAGACCCUCGAUUUACCAAAGUGAUCCUCGCAUCGGUGGAACACAGGUGUCUGGAGGAAGCACUGACGGUUAUCGCUUUAUUAUCGGGAGAAUCGAUUUUCAUGGACCCACCCACGAAGAGAGAACAGGCUUACACUGCACGUUCACGAUUUGCUUCGCCUGAGGGGGAUCACGUAACGUUACUGAAUGUGUUCCGAGCAUAUCAAAGCGCUACGCAGAAGAAGGUGUGGUGCCACGAGAACUUUUUGCACCAUCGAAAUCUGGAGUACGGGUCGGAAGUGAGGCAACAGCUUGCAGCGUUAGCGGAACGUGCGAAUUUAGAGAAGGCGAGUUGCGGAACGAAUACGAAGCAACUCAGAAAAGCUUUUCUCGAGGGAUUAUACGAGAAUCUCGCUGAGCUGCAAAGGGAUCAGACGUAUGUCACGGUGUAUUCGAAGCAGCCGGUAACUAUACACCCUUCUUCGACGUUGCAUGGUACGAAGCCGCCGUUGCUGCUGUUCACGGAGGUUGUAGCUACUGGAAGAUGUUACCUUCGUGGUCUAUCUGCAAUCGAUCCGGCGUGGUUGACGCAGAAGAACAUCGGCCCUGGGAAACGCGACUGACGCAAUUUUUUAUCCUACGACGUUAUACUUAUACAGAGCUUAAUUUUGUUGACGUGAGAUAGAACAAUUAAAUCUACUGAAUAAUAGGUAUAAUGCAGUAAUUUUUUAAAAAUUGAUAUACAGUAUACAAAACAGUAUAAUUAUGAGAAGGAUAACUGUAUUGUUCUCCGCGUACAUUUAUUCAGUGGUGUCAAUUACGCCACUAAGCCCUCUCAAGCGGGCGAAAUUUUGUUGUAGAUAUGUGAUUAAGAGGGAAUCAUUUUUUCUACUACUUGUACGCUUUAAGCACUGUUAUUAAAUUUAGUUAACACAAAUUUUAAUCAUUGUAUGUGUACUGUAUCUUGAACCAUGAGACUUUUUGAACUAUCGCCUUUGCGCAUAUUUUUACUUGAAUGUGUUUUACUAACUUUUUCCCACUUUUCCAAUUAAUACAGAACAUUUUGUUAAGCAAUGUCUCUUAGAAUUUACAGAGGCAUUUGAAUGAAAACGUGAUUUCAUCUUAUCCGUGAUUUUAUCUUAUCUUCUUAUUCUUAUUUCUUUAUUUUUCUUUUAUAUUACAUACGCACAUACACUAUAUAUAUAUUUUUUUCUGUCUGUGUGUGUGUGUGUGUGUGUGUGUGUGUGUGUGUGUGUGUGUGUGUGUGUGUGUGUGUGUGUGUGUGUGUGUGUGUGUGUGUGUGUGUGUGUGUGUGUGUGUGUUCAGAGUUGGGAAGUAACGAGUUACUUGUACAGUAACAAAGUUAUAGUUACUUUUUUUGGUAACUAAUAAUUUAACUUUGUUACUUUUUUCCAUUUGUAAUUGUAACUUAACUUAGUUACAUUGUUUUGUAGUUAAUAACUAUUUUGGUAGUUACUUUAAUAGUUUCUUUUAAACAUGCGCUAAAAUUUUUAAUCAACAGCCGGAAAAAGUCGGAUAUACACAAGAGGAAUUGUAUCGAUUUUUAAAAUUGAAUACAAUUGCAGUAUUAAUAUGGUAAAUAAUUACAUUACAAUUAAGGAACUUUUCAUUAUUUUUUAUUUACUAAGCAUAAUAUAAUAUUUAAAGAAAACUUUGUUUUUAAAUAACACAAUCAAUUUAUAUGCACUAAAUUUGUUUCAAAUUAGGUUUAUCUACGCCAAAUUCGAAACAGCUGAGUUUUGACCACAUUCUCAUAUAUGUUAAAUUGUUGUAUCAAGAAUAUUGUAAUAAAUAACAUUUCUUCU
Molecule: messenger RNA, 3285 nt
Organism: Monomorium pharaonis (pharaoh ant)
Lineage: Eukaryota; Metazoa; Arthropoda; Insecta; Hymenoptera; Formicidae
Gene: ath
Product: ATP-dependent RNA helicase DHX33
Exons: 8
Coding region: 1-2082 (693 amino acids)
Biological process (GO): positive regulation of transcription by RNA polymerase I
Cellular component (GO): nucleolus; intracellular anatomical structure
Molecular function (GO): RNA binding; ATP hydrolysis activity; ATP binding
Source: RefSeq, a predicted model, not a curated record